Molecule: messenger RNA, 1651 nt
Organism: Galleria mellonella (greater wax moth)
Lineage: Eukaryota; Metazoa; Arthropoda; Insecta; Lepidoptera; Pyralidae
Product: G-protein coupled receptor 143-like
Exons: 7
Coding region: 427-1500 (357 amino acids)
Biological process (GO): regulation of calcium-mediated signaling; G protein-coupled receptor signaling pathway; cell surface receptor signaling pathway
Cellular component (GO): plasma membrane; melanosome membrane
Molecular function (GO): L-DOPA receptor activity; L-tyrosine binding; dopamine binding
Source: RefSeq, a predicted model, not a curated record
GUGACAGAUGACAGACUUCACCAUAGAUUAAGGAUAGGCUUAACAAAUCAUAUGCAAGUUUACUUUUUAUGUCAUAUUCUCUGUACUAUUUUUUAACACUGUUUAUUUUAAAUAUACUUAUAUUAGCUAUGUAUGAUUUAUAUGUUCUUAUACAUUAUUUAUAAAAGUUUAAAAAGUGAAUUUUAUCGUACUUUUUACAAAAUUAAGUUUUUUGUUUUAUUUAAAGGAGUGAAGUCGGUAACUAUAAAAUUUAAAUAUAACCAGGUGGACUGAAGGCAUAACAUCUCAUCUUGAUCUCUUCGAAUACAUUCCUUUUAAAAAUAACCAAUAUCACAUUGGCAAAGUUACAAACUUCAUGGUGUACAUUAGUAAACUUCUAGCAAUAUUUAUGUUAGCAUUUAUUAAGUUAUAAAGUAACUUAUUAAAAUGUCGGAUCCUACUAUUCAAACUUUCUGCUGUCAUCAUACUGGUAACGAUGAAGAUUUAGCAGUAAGGAUAAUGAAUGAAUUUAAUACUGAUUCUUAUAAUGCAGUUUGCCUUGUCUCUUCAUCAGUUGGAAUAUUAGGAUCUGUGUAUCAGAUUUUUCCAGGCAUUUUAUCAGGAGGUCCACAAAGAUGGCAGACACAGGGUUCUAUACGUGGCCGGCAUAUUAUAAUUUGGUUGGCAAUUGCAGAUCUAUUUGCUUCUUUUGGUAUUUUGCUGCGUUCUGCAUUGUGGUUACAGUACAAAAAUAUUAUGCCAAUGCCAGAUGAUGAUGUGAGUGUGUUGUUUUGCAGCAUAGUAUCUGCAUGGACACAAUAUUUUUAUACAGCAACAUGGUUCUGGACAUUAUUUUAUGCUAUAGAUACAUGGUUCACUAUAAGGGGACAGGAUUCCUAUAUAUUCGUUUUUCAUUUACUUGCUUGGAGUAUACCUGUGGUUACUACUGGUAUAGGAUUAUCUAUAUUGUAUUUUCCAGAUGCUACAUGUCAUAAUUUAACUUCAAUUUCAAGUGCACUCUAUAAAAUUUUACCAAAUUAUUGUGCCACAUACAUACCGAUAACUAUAGUAAUGAUAGUGAACCCAAUUGUAUAUGUGUUAGCUGGGAAAAAUGUGGAAAUGGCAGUUGCAUUACCUUUAGCACAGUUUACUAGUAAGGAGAGAAGAAUAGUAGACACAUUGAGAUUGAAGUUUUUUCUCAUAAAUGUGGUUUUUUAUGUUUGUUGGUUGCCAAAUCUCGUAAAUGGUGUAUUGAUUUGGACAAUGUGGUUUAAGAUGCCAGUAAAAGUUAUAAUUAUUAUAUGGUAUAUAAUGGCAUUUUUAAAUCCGAUGCAAGCUCUAUUUAAUGCCCUUGUUUAUCGGAAAUGGAAUAAGAAUACAAGAGGUAUUAGUUCUGUUUUUCAAGUAACACCAAAAGAAUGUGACUUUUAUGAUGAACAAUCGCCAUUGCUGGGCUCGGAGCCUUCUCAUCUACAAUUGGCGCUCACACCACCUGCUAUAAAUAAUUAUGCUACUAUUUGAUAAUUCUCAUGUUUUUAAUUAUGCAACAAUUUUAGUACAAUAAAAUGUGAUAAGUAAUACACAGUAUUUAAUAAGUUUGUAUUAGUGAAAAAUUGAAUUGUUACUUAUUGAUGUUUUUAAUUUAUAUGAAAUAUACAUUUUUAAAUACUUA